CCACACCAGCUGUCUGCGGACUCCCGGUUCCCACCCGCGUCCAUGGCAGCGCCGGGACCCCGUGUCUUUCGGGCUGCGCUUUGCGGCGGCUACUGCUGCCUCCUCCUGUGUGCUCAACUCGCUGUGGCUGGUAAAGGAGCUCAAGGCUUUGGGCGGGGAGCCUUGAUCCGCCUGAAUACCUGGCCUGCUGUCCAAGGGGGCUGCAAACAACUGGAGCUCUGUGAGCGUUGUGUGGAGGGGGACAGAGCACACAAUUUCUCAGGCUGCGUGUGGCAGCAAUGUCGACUACAGGAACCAGGACACUGUGUGGCCCAAGCUGAGGUGGUCAAGGAGGGUUGCUCUGUCUACAACCGCUCAGAGUCCUGUCCAGCUGCCCACCACCAUCCCACCUAUGAACCAAAGACAAUCACAACAGGGAGCCCUGUGAUCCCUGAAGCCCACAGCUCUGGCUUUGAUGGUGCCAGCUUCAUCGGGGGUGUUGUGCUGGUGCUGAGCUUGCAGGCGGUGGCCUUCUUCGUGUUGCGCUUCCUCAAGGCCAAGGAUAGCACUUACCAGACACUGUGAGUACCUGGCAGCAGGGGAGUCCCAGCAUACUUCCCUUACUCCUCCCUGCCCAGGGAAUUGUCUUCUCCACGGGGUAACCCAAAAGAUAAUGACUCCCUCCCCAUGUCCCCUAUGUGAGGCACCCCCCUUCUCUCCUCCAAUAGGGGCUCCCUGCUAAUGUUAGCUGGGACCAGGAUUCAGCCUGGGCCCCAUGCUUGGCAGUUCAGCUGAGCCCCACUGUGUCUUUGUCCCCACAUGCUGCCAGCAGGGAGGAGAACCAGUAGGUGAUGGCUCAGGCAAGUCUUCAGCCAGUCUGGGGCCGUGGGCAGGAGCCAGACUGUGUGAAAGUGUGGUGUCCUCUGAGAAGGGAGCCGUGCGUGGCUCCGUGUGCCGUGUGCUGUGGGGUGGGUCGCUGCAGCCUGCGUUAAAGUGUUUGCUCUUCCAGCUUCACCUGCUCUCUGGGGGGUGAGAGUCUUUGCCCAACUGAGGUAGGGUCACCUCCCCUAAGUGUCUCUCUGUGUGGCCUCCUCAGAAUCUGACCCCUUUGGGCCUGGUCUUCACACUGAGGGGAAGGAGGACUCAGAGGCUGCCCUCUUGGCCACUUUGUGGGCACUGGGGGUGGGAAAAUCUUUGGCCAUCUGUUUCUGGCCCCUGUGGAAACUGAGCAGGCUCAGCACCCAAUCCCUGACCUCCCCUCCUGUCCUGGGCCUGCCACCUACAGCUGAGAACAUCCCUCAACCACCUCGUGUCUCAUCUGUGGACCCUGCUGGGCCCCUCAGCCUGGUACCCGGGGUCUGUGCCGCCUCUUCCUACCAACUUAGCCUGGGCUCUCCCCCCAAAUAAAGGAACUGUUUCCGGU
Molecule: messenger RNA, 1402 nt
Organism: Marmota flaviventris (yellow-bellied marmot)
Lineage: Eukaryota; Metazoa; Chordata; Mammalia; Rodentia; Sciuridae
Gene: Cd164l2
Product: CD164 molecule like 2
Cellular component (GO): cytoplasmic vesicle
Source: RefSeq, a predicted model, not a curated record